GAUCUAUUAGUUUUAGAAAUACUGACUUUUAGAAAGACCCAUAAAUUAGACCUGGUCUGGUUUUCCCUACAUGUAACUUAUCCGGGCAUCUUUAUCUCGCAAUAGUGUAGGAUAUUUUGAUAGUGGAUAAAUUAAGUAGAAAGAGUUGGGAGCACAGAGCUUUCCGAGUGUUGAGUAUAAACCACGGUGGUGGCGGUAGAGGUCUACGAGUGAUUGCCGGGGCUUCCAGACAUCAAUUCGUCACACAGACGGCAGAGCCGCUAUCUGGGCGGAGUAAAGAAACAGUCUUCUCAACAGCCAGUCCAAUUCCAGUCGCGAAUGAGCAGAGACGACCUGGGCGAGUGGAGCACACGGCGUGCUGGAAACUGCAGGGAGUGGAGCAUAGCUUUGAUGAAGAAACAACUAUUUGGGCACUGCAGGAAUACUAACCGUGUGGUUGUUUUUGUCUUUCACCCCCCUUGCAGCAAUUUGCAGUUACCGUCGUAUGCCGUUUCACAAAACAGUCUAGCCUACGCCUAACUUCUGUAUCCAGCGAGAGUAUUUCCGUUUCUUUUUUAAAUUGUCUUUAAAGCGGAAUGAAUGACAAAGACAAAGGUUGAUACCAGUUCUCCCUCUCAUUUUGUCUCGCCUAAGAAAAAGGGGCUUAGACACAAAAUGGAAAGCGGGAGCGAGAGCGGCGACAGUGGGCAGUCGCAAACCCUCAAGCCGCACCAAUUCGAGCAGCAGCCGGUGGUGCAGCCGCUACAAGUGAACGAGAAAAAGAAAAUCAAUCGAGCUCCUUCUCCGGCAAGACCGAAAGAUGUUCCCGGGUGGUCCCUCACUAAAAUCAGAGGAGGCAUCGGGACGCCAACGCUCAGUGUGAAACCAGGUUCCAUUCACAUUGGGAGCCGGGUAUCUAGACGCAGCCCGGUGAGUGGUAAAGACAUUAAGUCAGAGAAAGGGAAACUACCGGGGAAAUCCAUGCUCUCUGUCGCUAGCGCCCCGAAGAGCAGUGGCAAAUCUGCGAAGGUCGGUCGAAGGAAAAUAUCGGAUGCCAGUAACGCUUCCGAUGAUUUGAGCAAAGACUCGGGUUGCGCCACUGGAAAGCUUUCACCUACAGACAGUAGCUCCGAGCUCUCUGAUUGCGCUUCGGAGGAAAAUAAACUUUCCACGGACGCCUUGAGCAGUGACACUGAAUCCAGCAGCCGAGGUGGGGCAGCGGAGAGUGAGAAAUCUGGUAAAGACCACUUUUUUGGGCGGCCCGGGAAACUUGUCCGGGGGGAUGAUGCCAAGACACCACUGGAAAAGGACCGUCUCUCUAUUGGCAUGGAGACCGGGGAAGGUAGCAUCUCUCCCGGUGACGAGAGGUCUGUUACCUCCUUCGACAGUCGGAUGCUUGCUAGUACUUCACUGGCAUUUUCUGACCUGACAGAAGAGUUCAUUGACGGUACUCAUGAGAAAUUUGUCAGAGAAAUCGAAGAACUGCGUUCAGAAAACGACUACUUAAAAGAUGAGAUUGAGGAGCUGCGCUCAGAGAUGCUGGAGAUGAGGGACAUGUACCUGGAGGAGGACGUGUACCAGCUGCAGGACCUGAGACAGCAGCUGGACCAGGCCAACAAGACCUGCCGCAUCCUGCAGUACCGCCUGCGCAAGGCCGAGCGGCGCAGCCUGCGCGUGGCCCAGACCGGACAGGUGGACGGGGAGCUCAUCUGCACCCUGGAGCAGGAUGUCAAAGUUGCAAAAGACGUGUCCAUCCGCCUGCACAACGAGCUGGAGUCGGUGGAGAAGAAGAGAAUCAGGCUGGAGCAGGAGAACGAGGAGCUGAGAGUCCAGCUGCAGGACCUGGAGGUGGCCAAGCAGGUCCUCCAGACAGAGAUGGAGAAGACCAGAGAGCAGAACUCCCAGAAGAAGAGGGGCACCGAUCGCCGCUCGAACAGCAAAGCGGAGAAGAAACCCACCCUUCAGCUCGAGGACAGCUCUGACCUGAGGUGCCAGCUGCACUUUGCCAAGGAGGAGUCGGCGCUCAUGUGCAAGAAGCUGACCAAGUUGGCGAAGGAGAGCGAGAGCAUGCGCGAGGAGCUGGGCAAGUUCCGCUCGCUCUACGGCGAGGUGGACGCGGCGCUCACCGUGAAGGAGGUGGCCGACUCGCCGCACACGCGCGAGGCCGAGGUGCGCGUCCACCUCAAGCUGGUGGAGGAGGAGGCCAACCUGCUGAGCCGGCGCAUCGUGGAGCUGGAGGUGGAGAACCGCGGCCUGCGCGCCGAGAUGGACGACAUGAAGGGCCAGGACAUGGGGCCCGCCGCUGGGGGAGGGAUGGGGCCGGGGGGCGCCCUGCUGGUGCUCCAGGGCGCGGAGAACGUGAUGGAGCUGCAGCGCCACCUGCAGUUUGUGGAGGAGGAGGCGGAGCUGCUCCGGCGCUCGCUGAUCGAGCUGGAGGAUCAGAACAAGCUCCUGAUGAACGAGCUGAACCGCUACAAGUCCGAGCUGCCAGCCAACGGGGAGACGGAGUCACUGACCUCCUCGUCUCCGGGGCCGACAGGCACGCUCCUGGAGGAAGGGGGGAGGGAGGCUCCGGGCGAGGCCAACCACGAGGAGCUCCUGGCAGCCAGACUCCAGAUCGGCGAGCUAGGCGGGAAGAUGAAGAAGCUCCAGUACGAGAACCGCGUGCUGCUGUCCAACCUGCAGCGCUGCGACCUGGCCUCCAGCCAGCGGCCCGCCCUGGAGACCGACGCAGAGGCCGGCGACUCGGCCGAGUGCGUGCCCAGCGAGGGCCUCCGCGAGGGGCCCGUGGGCGGCGAGGGGAACGAGACCUCCGAGGUUGCCAGGGAGGCGCUGGAGAAGACGGUGCCCGGCCUCGGGCUCCUGAUCUCAGACUGCGGCCACACGCGUACCCCCUGCCUGCUGAAGGACCGCGAGGCCCUGCUGGCCGUCCGCGAGCAGGCGGAGCUGGUCACCACAGCCAUCCAGCUCCUCACGUCGCCCGACUCCAACUGCCUCCUCUCGGCAGCCUCCUCGGACAGCCUCUAUCGCAAGCUGUCGGCCGGUGGCGGCGAUGAGGCAGCAGAGAACGUGAUCCUGGAGAAGAGCCCGCCUCCGACGGCCGAUCUACCCCUGGUAGAGGCCCUAAGGGGCCGGCUGUGGGUGCUGCAGUCCCAGCUGCAGGCUUUUGUGGAGCGCGUGGAGGCUCUGGGAGACUCCCCGGGGAGGGAGCAGGUGGAGGGGGCCUCGCCUCUGCCGUUGCUGUCCGAGUCCGGGGGGCCCGUGGUGGGCAUGCCUUCUGCCUUAGCCCCCUGCCCUUCGGAGAGCUCUGCUGGAGCUACCACAGCCAAACACAAGUCCAACUUUAGGGACCAAUCAGAGCGGGAGGUCAAAGGGCAGGAAGCCUGUCUGAGCAAAUCAGAAGAGGAGGGCCACGGCCAUCUCGACAGCAACAGGAACCAGGAUGCCCGUGACCAAGAGUUGGACACGAAGGAGACCAGCAGUGUACUGCGUGAUGAGGUGCAUGCCCUGCAGGCUCAGCUGAGUGAGGCGAGGCAGAAGGCCGAGGGGGCCGAGCAGGAGCUCAGUCUGGAGAGGCAGGCACGCAGAGACGACACACACAGCACCUCCCACAGGCUCAGCCAGUUGCAGGAUGAGCACCAGAAGGCCUUGGUGCGGAGGGACUUCCAGCUGCAGAGCCUGAGCCUUCAGACGCGGCUGCAGCAGAAGUUCUGGAGCCAGGAGAGGAACAAGCUGGUGCAGGAGUCCCAGCAGCUCAAGCAGAGCCUGCUGCUGCUCAGCCUCAAGCUGCGCUGGUUCCUCAAGCAGUGGCGCCUGGGCAAGAAGCUGGAGGGAGACGCCCAGGACAUCCUGGAGGUAAACAAUGUGAAGGACCUCUGCCUGCUCCUCGAAGAGGAAGCCCUCAGCCCUCACCAGGGGGACAACAAGAUGGCCGCCGCUGAGGAGCAGCCCCUGAGCCCCACAUUUAAAGAGCACUGCCUGCUGGAGAAGAGUUACAAACAGCAGAAUGGUGGUCUGAGCGGCACGCUGGUGGAUCUGCAGGGAACGCUUCAGGACCUGAGCGUGGAGCUGCGGGAGGAGAGGCAGGGCUCGCAGGAGCUCACGCAGCAGUUUGCCAAGGCCAAGGCCUCCUGGGAGGUGGAGAGGACUGAGCUCAAGAGCCUCAUCACACAGAUGGAGAGCAAAGCCGGGAGGGGAGCGUUGCUCUCGGGGGCUGACAAGGACCCUCCGGACCUGAAGGGGGCGCUGAAGCGUGAGCGCGAGGAGCACCAGCACCUCCUGGCGGAGUCCUACGCGGCCGUUAUGGACCUGACCAAGCAGCUGCAGAUCGGCGAGCGGAGCUGGGGCCGCGAGAAGCUGGAACUGCUGGAGCGCCUCAACCAGGAGCGGAGCCAGUGGGAGCAGCGUCUGCGGGAGGCCCAGAGCAAGAGCUCACAGGCUCUGAGUGACAAGAUGACAGAGGGAGGAAGCCUAUCUGACGUAGAGACAAAUGGGACAUUCUUGGAGAGGACCAAGUCCAUCUCCUCUGUUAUUGAGCUGGAGUCUCUCCUGGACGCCUGUCCUUUCGCACAGGGUCAGGAGGUCAACGGCAAGGAGUCCGGCAGGCUCCAGUCGGCCUACUCCUCGCCCCUCCUGGCCCGCACCGACCUGAGCGGCCUGAACCGGAAGAACUGGAAGUACCUGACCAGCGACUGCGCCCCGCCAGAGCAGGCCGACCCCUUCAAGACGUGGGACUGCCCCGGCACCAACAGCAGCAGCAGCUUCCCCGGCCUGGAGCUGAGCCUGCAGGGCCCCCAGCGCAGCUACACCGCCCCGGACAAGACGGGGAUCCGCAUCUACUACAGCCCGCCGGCCGUGCGCAGGAUGGAGGCCAGGCCCUCCAAGGGGAAGACCCAGCAGCUGCAGCAGCAGCAGGCCCAGAGGGGCCACUCGUCGCGGGACCCUGGGGAGAGCCAGCCCUCGGUGUCGGCGCCCACAUCCAGCUCCUCGCUGUCGUCCUCGUACGACCAGUGGCUGAGCACGCUGUCGCAGCAGCACAGGGACCUGCUGGAGGGGAGGACGGGGGUCGGAGGAGGGGCUCCGUUCCACAGCCUGGAGAUCUCGGGGAACCUGAGCGACGACAUGAAGGAGAUGACCAACUGCGUGCGGCAGGCCAUCCGCUCCAGCUCGCUGGAGAGGAAGUGCAGCAAGGACGCCGGGAGCCAGACGGCGGGGGUGAGCAGCACGGGCACCCAGACGGCACGCCUGGUCAGCGUGGGGAUGCAGACGGACGGUGCGGGGAGUAGGGCGGGGUUCCACGGUAAGAGCUGGUCCCCGCGGCCGUCGUCCUCGCUGGCCUCGGCGCGCUCGCGCCAGAUCUCGUCCUCGCUGGAGAAGGUGGCCGGCCGCAUGGAGCGCCCCUGCUGCUCGCCCAAGUACGGCUCGCCCAAGCUCCAGCGCCGCGUCUCGGCCUCGUCCUCGCGCCUGGACGUCUCCUCCAGCGUCUCCUCCUCGCGCGACCGCAGCCUCUGGAACCUCCACCAGCGCAGCGCCUCCUGCGGCUCGGCCUGGGCGCGCUCCACCACCACCCGCGACUCGCCCGUCCUCAGCGGCCUCAACGACGGCCUGUCCAGCCUCUUCAGCGUGGUGGAGAACGGCGGCAGCUCCGAGGCCCUGUGGAAGGCCGACCUGUCUAGCCCAGCCAGACAGCCCGCCGGGAAGCCCUCCGGCCCCAACCCUGGGGUGGGCCUCAACCAGGCCUUGGGGGACUCGAGUCUAGGCGUAAGCGUGGGCGUGGGGUCGCACAGGUACGGCUCGGUGCAGGAGUUCAUCAGGACCGUGUGCGGCCGCUCGCAGGGCCCCAGCUCCAGUGUGGACGAGCCCAAGCCAGAUUGCCUCUCUGGCCUGCUGGCGGGGAGUGAUAACGUCACUAAGAUCGUCAACAAGCGCUUCAUGAAGCCGGCCCGAGAUGACCUGGUGCCCACCGGCCUGGCCAAGGAUGCCAGCCUGAGGGAUAGCCUGCCUGGCAGCUCAGGUGCCCUGGAGGACUCUGUCUGUGACUGUUCCUCUCAGUCUCUUACUUCCUGCUUCGCUAGACCUUCUCGCCACACCGCACGCCACUCCCAGAGCCAGUGCAAGCACCGUCUGCCCGAGGCUGCUAUGACAACAGAGGAGAAGGUGGAGGUUAGCGUGGAGUAGCGCCAGAAGAGCAAGAACGUUCACAUACUGCCACAGUACACGCUGGCAAACCACCAUAAACACACUCAGACACUCAUAAACACAAACACACACACACAAAUAUGCUCAGAUGCAUUACACAAUCACAAACUGCCACAAAACGCACUGCCACACACAAAAUACACUGCCACGUUUACAAAUUCACAUACGCUCAUUGACACCUACUCUCACACACGCAGACGCAUGAACACAGCCACACACACACGCGCAUGCACAGACACUGCUGUAAACAUGCAUAACACUUUAUACUCUGAGGAGCAGCGAAGGCCUGAAACCCUCGGGGGUCUCCAUGUGUGUGGAGACCUAGA
Clupea harengus (Atlantic herring) is the source of this 6503-nucleotide messenger RNA. It is a transcript of the gene mtcl2, whose product is annotated as microtubule crosslinking factor 2. The record is from RefSeq and is a predicted model, not a curated record. NCBI's taxonomy places the organism in Eukaryota, Metazoa, Chordata, Actinopteri, Clupeiformes, Clupeidae. Gene Ontology annotation, biological process: regulation of autophagy.